Onychostruthus taczanowskii (white-rumped snowfinch) is the source of this 916-nucleotide messenger RNA. RefSeq names its product growth differentiation factor 11 (gene GDF11). The transcript is spliced from 3 exons. Gene Ontology annotation, molecular function: growth factor activity; cytokine activity. Gene Ontology annotation, cellular component: extracellular region. The record is from RefSeq and is a predicted model, not a curated record. Gene Ontology annotation, biological process: SMAD protein signal transduction. Bases 1 to 903 code for a protein of 300 amino acids. NCBI's taxonomy places the organism in Eukaryota, Metazoa, Chordata, Aves, Passeriformes, Passeridae.
AUGCUGGGACCCCCACCCCGCGGAUCCCCGGGGAGGAAGGGCGGCCCCGAGCAGGUGCUGCGGGCCCGGAGCCCCCCGCCCCACACAGGCCGGGACCCCCCCGCGGGGGGCUCGCUCCGGGCCCCUCCCGAGCCCCCCGGGGCCGCGGCGGACCCGGCGGUGCAGAUCGAGGGCAACCCGCACUGCUGCUUCUUCAACUUCAGCCCCAAGAUCAUGUUCACCAAGGUGGUGAAGGCGCAGCUCUGGGUGUACCUGCGGCCGGUGCAGCACACCUCCACCGUGUACCUGCAGAUCCUGCGCCUCAAGCCCGUCACGGACGAGGGCAGCCGCCACAUCCGCAUCCGCUCGCUCAAGAUCGAGCUCAACUCGCGCUCCGGCCACUGGCAGAGCAUCGACUUCAAGCACGUCCUGCAGAACUGGUUCAAGCAGCCCCACAACAACUGGGGCAUCGAGAUCAACGCCUUCGACCCCAACGGCAACGACCUGGCUGUCACCUCGCUGGGGCCCGGCGCGGAGGGGCUGCACCCCUUCAUGGAGCUGCGCGUCCUGGAGAACAACAAGCGCUCCCGGCGGAACCUGGGGCUGGACUGCGACGAGCACUCCACGGAGUCGCGCUGCUGCCGCUACCCGCUCACCGUGGACUUCGAGGCGUUCGGCUGGGACUGGAUCAUCGCCCCCAAGCGCUACAAGGCCAACUACUGCUCGGGCCAGUGCGAGUACAUGUUCAUGCAGAAGUACCCGCACACGCACCUGGUGCAGCAGGCCAACCCGCGCGGCUCGGCCGGGCCCUGCUGCACGCCCACCAAGAUGUCCCCCAUCAACAUGCUCUACUUCAACGACAAGCAGCAGAUCAUCUACGGCAAGAUCCCCGGCAUGGUGGUGGAUCGCUGCGGCUGCUCCUAGAGCCGCGCUGCCU